ACGUCGUUGGCUGCAGAUAGCGCGCAGUGCGAAUUCCCCAUUAGCCAAUCGCUUUCCGUUGCAUUCUGUCAUAUUCGAAAAAAAAAGAUAGAGUCGAUUCGGCUGGCUGUGCUGUCUGUCGUUUAUCGCGCGAUAUACUUGCUGCUCCUGUGCAAGGAGUAUCGUUGGAGGCAGGUUCCAGCUGAUCGGCGAGGAAGCGUAUUUACGAAGCGGUGCGAUGUGAUUCGUCGGGCUCGGUGCGGAGGAGCGCGCGCGAGUGUCGGAGGCACGAAAACGCAGGUCGCGAUCUUCGACCGUGUCCGUCCGGCCAAGACGGCGGCGGGUUGUUGGCGGUCGGCGGAUUGUCGGCGUCGCAGCGGGCCAUCGGUAGGCGCGUUCGGCUUCGAAUGCGCUUUCCGCUCGUGUCAUUAGGCACCGUUCGGGGCAUCAACGGGACGUUGGCGAGACGUUGCCUCGUCGUCCUUGAUAAUCCCGUAAAACGUACGCAGCAACACAUUACGUUAGACGCGUUAAAUAUUGCAGGAUCGUAGCACACGACGCGGGUCAGGACGGUUCCGCUGAGCUCAAGCGUUCUUUUGUGCGCGGCGAACGGCGAAUCUUUCUCGUACGCACACGCGCGAGCGUCCCCGUCCCGUGUGCAAGUGCAAGAGGCCGCCGGCUGAUCGUCGCGCAUGAUACCUCGAACGGGCGACGCACACUUCCACACCGGGCUCUCGUUCGAGUCGUUCGACCACAUUCGACGCGAACGACCAGCGAGACUAACCUUGCGGAAUGCGCUCGGCGGCGUCCAGACUCCAGCGAGAAACCUAACAGACUGCGAAUAGUGCGAAUCUCUCGUGUCCGUCGAGACGUCAUUUGCAACGAGUGUUCGCCCUUUCGAAUGCACGAUAUGAGUUCCUCUCAUUAACUAAUAAGCCGAUACAGAAAAGUAGAAAAAAAAAGAUCGUUAGAAAAAAUACGUACAUACGUUCAUCGAUAGAAUGCCACCGAGACGAGCAGAAGAUGUGCCUAUGAAGAGAAUGGCAGCUGCAGGUUGUAAAUUACCAGCGCAACUGCCAGCAGGAGAAAUCUUGACGGAUAUUACGCAGAAUAAAUGGAGACUAGGAAAUACUAUUGGAUAUGGUGGUUUUGGAGACAUAUAUCUUGCCUCUAAUGACAUUACAUCACCUGUUGGUCAAGAUGCAAGAUAUGUCGUAAAGAUUGAACCUCAUAAUAAUGGUCCAUUAUUUGUUGAAAUGAAUUUUUAUAUACGAGCAGCACGCAAGCACAUGAUCAAAAGUUGGUGUGAAUCUCAGGGAAAGAGGAAAAUUGGUGUUCCCACAUAUGAAGGAUCAGGAUCUCAUGUUCAUAGAGGUCAACGGUACAGGUUUCUAGUAAUACCGCGAUAUGGAGUAGACAUUGGAAAAUUAUUCCUGUCGCAUAGAAAGAAAUUACCAACAAAACUCGUUAAUACACUAGCUGUACAAAUGUUGGAUGCGUUGGAAUAUAUUCACAGUAAGGGAUAUGCUCAUGCGGAUAUUAAGGGACCAAAUAUUUUGUUGUCAUAUGGAAAUGGAAUAGGAAAGGAAAAAUCUACUGCGUACUUGGUAGAUUAUGGAUUGGCAUAUCGUUUCCGCACAGGAACCGGUGAACAUAAACCAUUCGUACAUGAUGAGAGAAGAGCUCACGAGGGUACUUUAGAAUUUACAUCCCGGGAUGCUCAUCAUGGAACACAUUCAAGGAGAGGAGAUUUAGAGACUUUAGGAUAUAAUGUUAUACAGUGGUUGUGUGGAAAGCUACCUUGGGAGAAUGACAGUAAUGAAAUAGGUUUUGCUAUGGAUCCCGAAGAAGUUCAUCAACAAAAAGAGAUUCUCUUAUCAGACUUGCCUCUAUUUAUGGAAAAGUGUUUUCCUCAUAAGAAAAAACCACCAGCUGCGAUCAUGAAAUAUAUGAAGUACAUUACCGAACUAGAAUUCGAGACCAAGCCCAACUAUUCCUAUUUACGGAAUUUAUUUCUACAUAUUGGCCAAGAUGGCAAUAUUCCUACAUGUCUUUAUAACAUGAAUGAGUCAAAUGAAAAUCUUACGAGCUCUAUAUUUUUUGAGCGUCCAUAUUUAAGAGAAAGGAAACCUUGUAGGCCUGUAAACGGCGAGAUACGAAUAACACGGAAUACACAGCCUAAGAAUCCAGUUCCGAAAAAAGAAUUUAGUUGGGAAGCAGUAUUAGCGCUGCAUCCAGACAAACUUGCGAAAAUCAGUACUCAACUGCCGCCUUCGCCUCUUACGCCGCCUCUUACACCACCAUCGUCCGCAUCUCCGCGGCCACCGUCUCUGCCGACAUACGCAAUGUUAGAAGUACUUCGUAAAAUGAAGGAGAGGCAAUCGGGUUCAUUCAGGCAUAAAGCACCACCAAAAUCAUCGGAUAAUGAACUCAAACCAAAAUGGAUGACACCGGCAAUGGAAGAAGUUGCACGAUUAAGAAAAAAAAUCAUCGAGGCGCCCAUUUCUGUACUCAACUCCCAAAAUAGUUCACGUGUAACACGUUCACGUGUGGCAAAGAGAAAACGAUUUGACGUGGAAGAACAACAUAAAGAGAUAAAGGAUGACUCGACCAAUAGCAAGGUUACGCAUAAAAGAAGGAAAGGUUCAUCUUCUUAAAGGAAAUUGGGUCCUAUUAGUAUUAUAAAGACCUCUAACAAUGACUACCAUCGGCAUUCACUUCAAUAGGAGAUGUAAAAUUAAGUAUUAUUUGAUAAAAUCUCAUCCACUGACGAUGUUAUAAGAUACACAUCGCGCCAAUUUGUUUAAGACUGCUUCAUCAUUAUAUAAUUUGCUCUUUGAUAACGUUCUCCGAUACACAUAAGAUUUCUAAAUAGUUGUAUAGCGAACAAAAUAAUGGUAAUAUUAAUGAAUAAUGGUAAGUGACUUCCUCUUAUAAAACUACAGAGAUUCAAUAGAAUUAAUAUGUUCAUAUAGAAACGUUGUGCGGAUGUCGUAAUAUUUCUAAAGGACGCAAAUGUCUGUUGAUUUAAGAUUGUACAAGUAAACCUUGCAAUUUUAGUUACUAGAUUGAAUUUAUUUAACGUUAAUACUUUGCAGUGUUAUAGAUGAUAUUAUAUUAAAAUCAAUCAUGAUCACAUUUAACAUCAGCUAUAUGUAAUCUGAAUUAUACAUUCGUGAUAUACUAUAAUUGAUUUAAUCCAUUAUAGCAGGCAGUUAUAAAAUUUAUUAUAUUCUC
Wasmannia auropunctata (little fire ant) is the source of this 3216-nucleotide messenger RNA. RefSeq names its product serine/threonine-protein kinase VRK1-like. Gene Ontology annotation, cellular component: cytoplasm; nucleus. Lineage: Eukaryota; Metazoa; Arthropoda; Insecta; Hymenoptera; Formicidae. Gene Ontology annotation, biological process: signal transduction; peptidyl-serine phosphorylation. Gene Ontology annotation, molecular function: ATP binding; protein serine/threonine kinase activity. The transcript is spliced from 10 exons. The record is from RefSeq and is a predicted model, not a curated record. Bases 981 to 2636 code for a protein of 551 amino acids.